This is a messenger RNA of Pungitius pungitius (ninespine stickleback), 1471 nucleotides long. RefSeq names its product forkhead box F1 (gene foxf1). The transcript has 2 exons. Gene Ontology annotation, biological process: animal organ morphogenesis; regulation of transcription by RNA polymerase II. The record is from RefSeq and is a predicted model, not a curated record. NCBI's taxonomy places the organism in Eukaryota, Metazoa, Chordata, Actinopteri, Perciformes, Gasterosteidae. Gene Ontology annotation, cellular component: nucleus. Gene Ontology annotation, molecular function: RNA polymerase II cis-regulatory region sequence-specific DNA binding; DNA-binding transcription factor activity, RNA polymerase II-specific. The coding region runs from base 315 to 1457 and encodes 380 amino acids.
AGCUCCUCGGACGCACGACAACACACCAACUGAAGUGGAAAGCGGCUCCUGUUCUGCUUCUCCUUCUCCGGGUCCCAUAUCAGACGCUGCGUACAAGGCGGCACGGCUUCACACCACUGCGGGACUCAAUCAAAAGGAAGAAGUCCGAGUUAAGAAGAACGUCUGGCUCGUUCGUUAAGUCGGUUCGGUUACCUUUUUUUUCCCCCUUGGCUCUUUAUGUUAGCGACUAAGUGUCCGACCUUCUAGUGUUUCUAGCCGGAUAGGUGGAAAGCAACAAUUUUUUAAUUUCCCAUUUCGAAGACAAAAUUGAACUAAUGACGGCAGAGGUCCAGCAGCCCUCAGCGCAGACUCCUGGACAGAGCAGCCCGAUGUCUGCCCCGGAGAAGCCGCACGGACACACGGCUGCGAUGGAAACCGCCUCCUCCACGACCAAAACCAAAAAGACAAACGCCGGGAUCCGCAGACCAGAGAAACCCCCUUAUUCAUACAUUGCUUUAAUAGUCAUGGCCAUCCAGAGCUCUCCAACCAAGCGCCUGACGCUCAGUGAGAUAUACCAAUUCCUGCAGAGCCGCUUCCCGUUCUUCAGGGGCUCCUACCAGGGAUGGAAGAACUCGGUGCGUCAUAACUUGUCGUUGAACGAGUGCUUCAUCAAGCUGCCCAAGGGCCUCGGCCGGCCGGGGAAGGGACACUACUGGACUAUCGACCCGGCCAGUGAGUUUAUGUUCGAGGAAGGCUCCUUCAGAAGGAGACCCAGGGGCUUUAGGCGCAAAUGCCAGGCGCUGAAGCCCAUGUACAGCAUGAUGAACGGCCUUGGUUUCAACCACAUCCCCGAGUCCUACAACUUCCAGGGGAGCGGCGGGGGCCUCUCCUGUCCGCCCAACGGCUUGUCUCUGGACAGCGGGCUGGGGAUGAUGAAUGGACACUUGGCAGGUAACAUGGACGGGAUGGGUCUCUCCGGGCACACCAUGUCACACUUGUCGACCAACGGGGGACAUUCCUACAUGGGCAAUUGCACAGGAUCCAACGGGAGUGAUUAUCCCCACCACGACAAUUCUGCCUCCCCUCUGCUGACAAGCGGGGGAGUCAUGGAGCCUCACCCAGUCUACUCGAGCUCAGCCUCGGCGUGGGCUCCGGCCCCCUCGGGCUCGCUGAAUAACGGGGCCUCCUACAUAAAGCAGCAGCCGCUGUCUCCUUGUAACCCGGGGGCCAACUCGCUGCAGCCCAGCUUGCCCACGCAUUCACUAGACCAAUCCUACCUGCACCAGAACGGGCACAAUUCUACAGAUUUACAAGGUAUUCCUCGGUACCAUUCCCAGUCUCCGAGCAUGUGUGACCGAAAGGAGUUCGUCUUCUCGUUCAACGCGAUGACGUCUUCAACGAUGCACUCCCCGAGCAGCAGCGCGUACUACCACCACCAACAGGUCUCCUACCAGGACAUCAAGCCAUGCGUCAUGUGAUACACCCCCCCCCC